AAUAAAUAAUUAUUAAGUUCUAAACAAAUACAUAUCGAAUUAGUAAAAUAGGUAGUUCAAUAUUAUAAAUUGAUUUAGUAAAUUUAUGAAAAAAUUCAAGAUAAAAAUUAGAAAUAUCAAAAAUGUCUGAAGGAACAAAUUCAUUUACAAACAAUCAGAAUUGGGUCCCUGAUAGCGAAUCCCAGGUUCCCGAAAAGAUGUUUACCCUUAAAAAGUGGAACGCAGUAGCGAUGUGGAGUUGGGACGUAGAAUGUGACACCUGUGCUAUUUGCCGAGUCCAAGUAAUGGACGCCUGUCUCCGGUGUCAAGCCGAAAGCAAAAAGGAGUCUCUUGGAAGGCAAGACUGUGUCGUAGUGUGGGGUGACUGUAAUCAUUCGUUUCAUCAUUGUUGUAUGUCGUUGUGGGUUAAACAGAACAAUAGGUGCCCUCUGUGUCAGAAGGAAUGGUCGAUACAACGAAUUGGAAAAUAA
Molecule: messenger RNA, 470 nt
Organism: Ctenocephalides felis (cat flea)
Lineage: Eukaryota; Metazoa; Arthropoda; Insecta; Siphonaptera; Pulicidae
Gene: Roc2
Product: RING-box protein 2
Exons: 2
Coding region: 123-470 (115 amino acids)
Biological process (GO): protein ubiquitination; ubiquitin-dependent protein catabolic process
Cellular component (GO): nucleus; Cul5-RING ubiquitin ligase complex
Molecular function (GO): cullin family protein binding; zinc ion binding; ubiquitin protein ligase activity
Source: RefSeq, a predicted model, not a curated record